AAAGGCUGCCGGGCGGCGCGGGGGCUCCCAGGACCUGCGCGCCGCCUCACCUGCUGUUCUCCCUCGCCGCCGCCAUGCUCUCCGUCCGCGUCCCGCUCGCCACCAUCGUGGACCCCCAGCAGCAGCAGCAGCUCCAGCUCUCGCCCCUCAAGCGGCUCAGCCUGGCGGACAAGGAGAACACGCCCCCGAGUCUCAGCGGGACCCGCGUGCUGGCCAGCAAGACCGCCAGGAGGAUCUUCCAGGAGCCCGCCGAGUCGCAGAAAACUAAGGUACUAGGCCCCAGCGUGGAGGACGAGCCACUACUGCGAGAAAACCCUCGUCGCUUUGUCAUCUUCCCUAUUGAGUACCAUGAUAUUUGGCAGAUGUAUAAGAAAGCUGAGGCUUCCUUUUGGACCGCCGAAGAGGUGGAUCUCUCCAAGGACAUUCAGCACUGGGAUUCCCUGAAGCCUGAGGAGAGAUACUUUAUAUCCCAUGUUCUGGCUUUCUUUGCCGCCAGUGAUGGCAUAGUCAAUGAAAACUUGGUGGAGCGCUUUAGCCAAGAAGUUCAGAUCACAGAAGCCCGCUGUUUCUAUGGCUUCCAAAUUGCCAUGGAAAACAUCCAUUCGGAAAUGUACAGUCUCCUCAUUGACACUUACAUUAAAGAUUCCAAAGAAAGGGAAUUUCUCUUCAACGCCAUCGAGACAAUGCCUUGUGUAAAGAAGAAGGCAGAUUGGGCCUUGCGUUGGAUUGGGGACAAAGAGGCCACCUAUGGAGAACGGGUUGUGGCCUUUGCUGCCGUGGAAGGAAUCUUCUUUUCUGGUUCUUUUGCGUCGAUAUUCUGGCUCAAGAAACGCGGCCUGAUGCCUGGCCUCACGUUUUCCAAUGAACUUAUCAGCAGAGAUGAGGGUUUACACUGUGACUUUGCCUGCCUGAUGUUCAAACACCUGGUCCAUAAACCUUCCGAGCAGAGAGUGAGGGAAAUAAUCAUCAAUGCCGUUCGGAUAGAACAGGAGUUCCUCACUGAGGCCCUGCCCGUGAAGCUCAUUGGGAUGAAUUGCACGUUGAUGAAGCAGUACAUCGAGUUCGUGGCAGACCGGCUUAUGCUGGAGCUGGGUUUUGGCAAGGUUUUCAGAGUAGAAAAUCCAUUUGACUUUAUGGAGAAUAUUUCACUGGAAGGGAAGACUAACUUCUUUGAGAAGAGAGUAGGCGAGUAUCAGAGGAUGGGAGUGAUGUCCAGUCCAACAGAGAAUUCUUUUACCUUGGAUGCUGACUUCUAAGUGAACGAAGAUGUGCUCUUAUUUUGCUGAUUCCCCCCGCCCUUUCUCAUAAAAAAAAAAAAUCAGCCACUUGAAGUGUAUCAAACCGGCUACACCGUGAAUUAUCCAUAAUGUUCAUUGAUAGUGUUGUUAAAACUGUGUAGCUACCUCAUAGGCAAGCCUGUUGAUUAGUGACGCUAGUUGUCUCACCUAGAAAGCAGCUUAGACAGAAGCUACUCGGAUUGGUAGGAAAGACCUUCGCCGUGUUCAGUGUUUGCGUGAGUUCACCGUGGCUCCUGGUGGCAGUCAGGGCCCAAAGUUCAGGGUCCUGGAGUGAGUCUGACCCCGCAGGAUGGGACAGUUACUCCGAGGUCCUCGGGAGGCUUCAGCCUUGGUGCUUCAAAGCAGAUAUUAAAGUUUACUUACUGAUUUGUAUAUAAAACUGGCACUUUACACACAAAUAAACAGAGUUUGUACUGUUGAAAUAAAGGCCUGAUUUCACCUGA
Molecule: messenger RNA, 1741 nt
Organism: Lutra lutra (Eurasian river otter)
Lineage: Eukaryota; Metazoa; Chordata; Mammalia; Carnivora; Mustelidae
Gene: RRM2
Product: ribonucleotide reductase regulatory subunit M2
Exons: 10
Coding region: 75-1256 (393 amino acids)
Biological process (GO): deoxyribonucleotide biosynthetic process
Cellular component (GO): cytosol
Molecular function (GO): ribonucleoside-diphosphate reductase activity, thioredoxin disulfide as acceptor
Source: RefSeq, a predicted model, not a curated record